AGGUGCUCUUGGCCAUCUCGCACAGGGUAUAUCGGGGUGUUGGAGAUCGCUCUUACCAGGCUGGUACUUGAUUGGAUCAUCACCGUCCAACUCCCCUUGUGUACGCGACCUUUCGUGAUACUGCAAUCUUGUGUGUGAGGGUUUUGCGGAAUUGCGGGUUCUUUCAACGUCAAUACAGGAAGCUGCGGAAGGAGGGUGCUCUCGUGCUCUCAGCGGUGGAUUCGUGGUCGUGGUCGUGGUUGGGCACGAGAGUGAGAACGAGCAUCUGGACCAGCCAUGUCCAUGUACAUCCGGCUAAAGCGCCACAACACGACGGUGUUCAUGCACUGCGAGCCGGCGGACAACUUCGCCACCAUCAAGGCCAAGGCGGGCAAGCUCAUGAACAUCGAACAGGGACAGAUUGGCCUCUUCGCCACGCGGGAUAAGGCGAGGGAGCUAGUGGACUUAGCAACCAUUGGCGAUCAGGAGAUCGACAACGACCAAGUCUUGUACGUCGUCAAGAGAUCAGGGGAUGGCUACGAGGAUGUGAGCGUGACCAACACCGACGGAACCACCCCCGCAGAAGGCGACGUGGAAAAGUGAAGUGGAGUGAAGAGACCUGGCCUACCUCAAGUGAUCUUCGAUCGAUCGAUCAACGGCGCACCCCAGAGCUAUCACGUCAUAGCAGACCCGGGCUCCCAGCCCCGCCCCUCCGACGGGCGUGAUCGAUGUUUUUACUAAAUAAGCUCGUAGAAGAUUCCCGCGUGGUGCUGGUGCUGGUGCUGGUGCUGCUGGUGCUGAUUCGGUCAUUUCCCGACGUUAUGUUUUUCUGGGUGGGAGAUUCUCCCGUGGUGCUGACCGGGUCAUUGUCCGACAUUCUGGUUUCUGGCGAUGGCCAUGGGGCCAUCGGUGGCAGUUGCGUUGAUCGUCACUUAUUUCCGGGACGGCGGGGUACGUCGCGUUUGGUUCACGGAGUCGGCACGGCGGUUGCUUUUGAUUUGUGGUUUCCGCGUGUCGACGUGGACCAUUGCGCCGGAUGUGAAGCCCCAGCGAACGCAGGGCGACCGUUGGAAAUGUCGCGCUCUGGUCCACGCAAGCGAGUGUUGUUGGUGUCCUACAGGACUAGAAUGCCGCCUAUUGGUGACUCCUUGCUUGGGCCGCGGCCCGUGUGGCUGGACACUCAACAGAUCGCACGGGCGCGGGGUUGAUUCUCAGGUUUCGCCGAAUCACUCUGCCCAGGAUAAAAAGACCCGGCGCUUCAUCAUUCGUGCCUUGUGUCUGAACAACCUGAACUUCUGUUGGCAACUUGUUGUCGGACGAUACGAGAGAUCCGUCGUCAACGGGGCUACAAUAACUGCACGGCAGAUUUUUUUUUGCCGUAGAUUGUUUUUUCCUGUCUGAAUCACCAGUACGUGGCGACAGAUCUGUGGCUGUUCUAUGCUGUCCACGAGAUAUAUUUCGCUUCCGAAGGUAGACGGAGGGGGCAGAGUGGGGGGCUGUUGAAGGGGCGGAGCAUGAAUGACGGGGUUUCAAAAUCGUUGUUUCAUUGCAUCCGCUAGGGAUGUUUCGGUGUCCCUUUUGGCAUGCAUGGAGGUGCACCAAGUCCAAUCAGUUUCGCAGGAG
Molecule: messenger RNA, 1602 nt
Organism: Ectocarpus siliculosus
Lineage: Eukaryota; Phaeophyceae; Ectocarpales; Ectocarpaceae
Source: the annotation of a GenBank genome assembly